Molecule: messenger RNA, 3166 nt
Organism: Pseudopipra pipra
Lineage: Eukaryota; Metazoa; Chordata; Aves; Passeriformes; Pipridae
Product: protocadherin gamma-B5-like
Exons: 1
Coding region: 1-2496 (831 amino acids)
Biological process (GO): homophilic cell-cell adhesion
Cellular component (GO): plasma membrane
Molecular function (GO): calcium ion binding
Source: RefSeq, a predicted model, not a curated record
AUGUCGGGCGGGCGGAGGGCGAGCGGCGGGCCGGGCGGCGGGCGGGCGCUGGGGCUGGGCGCUGUGCUGCUGUGGCUGUGCUGGCGGGCGGCGGCGGAGCGGCUCCGCUACUCCAUCCCCGAGGAGCUGCCCAGAGGCUCGCUGGUGGGGCCGCUGGCCCGGGACCUGGGGCUCAGCGCCGACGAGCUGCCGGCGCGCAAGCUGCGGCUCAGCGCGGACAAGCAAUACUUCACGGUGAGCGAGGGGAACGGGAACCUGUACGUGAGCGAGAGGCUGGACCGGGAGGAGCUGUGCGGCGAGUCGUUGUCCUGCUCGGUCAGCUUCGAGGCGCUGGUGCACAACCCGCUCAACGUCUUCCAUGUCGAGGUGGCCAUUGAGGAUGUGAACGACAACUCCCCGGUCUUCAGGAAGGCUGUUUUGGAACUCGAGAUUGGUGAAUGGACACUUCCAGGUGCUCGUUUUCCUCUGGAGGUGGCCCGAGAUGCGGACGUGGGCAGCAACUCACUGCUGACUUAUGAGCUCAGCAGCAACCCGUCCUUCAGUCUGGCCAUGAAGGAGAGGCAAGCCGGAAAGAAGCAGCCGGAAUUAGUGCUGGAGAGAGCGUUGGAUCGGGAGAAGCAGAGCUCCUUUGAGCUGGUGCUGACGGCAGUGGAUGGCGGGGACCCAGCGAGAUCCGGGACUGUCCAGAUUCGCGUCAACGUGAUGGACUUAAACGACAACCCACCCGUGUUCAGCAAGAUAGUGUACGAGGCUCGAGUGGCGGAGAAUCUGCCGGCGGGGUCGCUGGUGCUGCAGGUGCGGGCCACGGAUGCGGACGCGGGGUCCAAUGGGCGGGUCUUCUAUUCCUUCGGUGACGUCUCGGAAGUCGUCAGAGCGUUAUUCUCUGUUGACAGCGAGAGCGGUGAGAUCAGAACAGCGGGUCCCCUCGACUUCGAGGAGAAGAGUAAGUACAGCUUCGGCCUGGAGGCGACGGACGGCGGCGGGCUCACCGAUCACUGCGAAGUGCAGAUAGACGUCACGGACGAGAACGACAAUGCCCCUGAGAUCACGAUUCUGUCACUGUCGAGCCCCGUACCCGAGGACGCGCCUGUCGGCACCGUGGUGGCUCUGCUGAAAGUGCGGGACCGGGACUCCGGCGAGAACGGUGAGGUGUCGUGCGAGCUGUCGGGAGAGGCGCCGCUGUCGAUCGUGACGUCGUCGGGCGGCUCAUACAAGGUGGUGACGGCGAGCGCGCUGGACCGCGAGCAGGCGUCCGAGCACCGCGUGACGGUGGUGGCCCGGGACCGGGGCAGGCCGGCGCUGUGGAGCAGCAGGGAGCUGUUGCUGGAGGUGUCGGACGUGAACGACAACGCGCCGGUGUUCGAGGAGGCGUCGUACAGCGCGUACGUGCGGGAGAACAACGCGGUGGGCUUGCUGGUGUUGCGCGUUGUGGCUCGGGACUUGGACGCGGGCGCGAACGGGCGCGUGAGCUACUGGCUGUCGGGCGGCAGCGCGGGCGCGGCGGGCGCGGCGCCGCUGGUGUCGGUGGAGGCGCGGAGCGGCGCGGUGUACGCGCAGCGCUCGUUGGACUACGAGCAGUGCCGCGAGUUCUCGGUGGCCGUGCGGGCGCAGGACGGCGGGUCGCCGGCGCGCAGCUCGACGGCCACGGUGCGCGUCUUCGUGCUCGACCAGAACGACAACGCGCCGCGGGUGCUCUACCCGCCCCCGCCGGCGGCAGCGGGAUCAUCCCCGGGCUCGGUGGGUUCGGCUUUCGAGGUGGUGCCGCGUUCGGCGUCGUCCGGGUACCUGGUGGGCAAGGUGGUGGCGGUGGACGCGGACGCGGGGCGCAACGCGUGGCUGUCGUACGAGCUGGUGCAGGCGUCGGAGCCGGCGCUGUUCCGCGUGGGGCUGCAGAGCGGCGAGGUGCGCACGGCGCGGGCCGUGUCGGAGAGGGACGCGGCCAAGCAGCGCCUGGUGGCCGUGGUGAAGGACCACGGCGAGCCGGCGCUGUCGGCCACGGCCACGCUGCACGUGGUGCUGGCCGAGAGCUUGCAGGAGGCGCUGCCGGAGCUGAGCGAGCGGGCGGCGGGCGCCGAGGCGGCGGGCGAGCUGCAGUUCUACCUGGUGCUGGCGCUGGCGCUGCUGUCGGCGCUGUUGGUGCUGAGCGUGGCGCUGGCCGUGCUGGCGCGGCUGCGGCGGGCCGGGCCGCCCGCCGUGCUGCGCUGCCUGGGCGCGCAGCGCUUGUCGCUGGCCGGCGCCGCCUUCCCGGCCGACUUCUGCGAGGGCACCUUGCCCUACUCCUACAACCUGUGCGUGGCGGCGCCGCCCCGCGCCAACCCCGAGGCCGCUUGGCCGCCGCCGCCGCUGCCCAUCGUGCCCGCGGAGGAGCUUGUGGCCGGGGAGCCCUGCGAGAAGCCGAGUCCGAGCAGCAGCGCCGUCCUGGGAGAGCCGCCUGCCGACCCCGACGCACCACAGGUCUGUAAGAGCCUUCACUCGUUCUCUCUCAGCUUUUCCUAACCACGUGUUGCUGGCAGCAGCGGGCUCUUGGGCUUUGUUUUUGUUUUGAGGCAGGUAUUGCUGUUUCGUGUUUACACAAACGAAUCAAAUAAUUUUGUCUUGUGUCUAUUUUGCCUAUGCGAUAGAGCACUUUCUGUCGCCUCAGUUGUGGUUUAGCUCUUUUUUCGGUUCAUCUGAAGCUUUUAUUCAGAUUCAGACGUGGAAUUACGUCUAACAAAUGUGUGUUUCUUACAAUAUUAUGAAAUUGUGGAAAUUAUAUUAGUUUUCCUUCCUGACCGUUGUUUCUUGAAGCCACGCACUUCAACCUCAUAGAUAGUUGGAGUAAAACCCGUUGCUAAGUGUUAUUGCAGUGUUGUAGUAUCAAAGGACAUUUGUGUGUGACUCCAGGCAUAGAGAAGUUUAACCUCUACUGUGUGUCCUCACAUCUUUUGAGGAAAGGAUGCUGCUGGAACGGUUACGCCACAGGGAGAGGGUUAUUUAGGAUCUAAAAAGAACCCUAAAAAACAAACCAAAAAACCUCCCAAAGACAAAGCACAGGAGCAAAGAAAGCCCCAGAAAAAAAUCCCUCGUGCUUUGUAUUUCAAAGCCUCUUUCAUUAUUUUAUCACUCUUUCCUAGAAAAUUUUCUUAUUAUAUACGGUGAAGAAGUUGCCUUAUAUUAUGUUUUUGUG